GUUAUGGAUGUAGGUGGUGCUUCUGCAAGUGAUAUGGCCUUGAUAUGGCAGGACAUUGUGAAAUGUCAACUCUGUUUGGGAACAAUGAAUGAUCCCCGUUCGUUACCCUGCUUGCACUCGUAUUGUCUAUCUUGUCUGGAAGAAUGGGCCAAAGGCUCCAGCGCUCUGAUUUGUCCUUUCUGUCGGUCUGUCAGUGCUACGCAACAUAUAUCAUCUUUACCUGUUGAUUUCAAAGUUGCUAAACUAAUUGAAACUUUGAAUAUGAACUCUAUCAAUUCGCAUCCAUCGCCGGAUAGAAAUUCGGGCAAUGUCUGCCUCGAUCAUCAGAGAUCUUGGGAACUAUUUUGUUCCGCCGAGGGUUGCUUAAAGCCCAUUUGCUACAAGUGCUCUAUUACUACUCAUCGGAAUCACCCGAUGGCUGAAAUUCCAGAUCAUUUCAACUCACUUUUGGAUGAUUUAUCCAAAGUUCAAUUGAAAACCCAUGAAACAAUUGGAAAUCUUAAUAGCUACAGCAAUAAAAUCACGAAACUUGAAACUAUCGGCGAUAAAUUGAAGACUGCAAUAGACACAGUUGUAACUGAGUUGUUGACAAAAGACAACAAUGAGAUUGCUGACAAGUUGAAUUCAUCGUUCAAAUCCCAAACCGAUGAGAAUUUCUUCCAAUUGCAUGACCUUCAAGCCCGCGCUGGAAAUGUUAGAGAAAAAUUAGUGAAAGUUAUGAGUGACCCCAAAGCUAGCGAAAAUAUUCGCGAUAUGCACACUGAAGUAAAUUCAGUGACCUCUCAGCUGAGCAGACUAUGUUCAGAUGCAAAUUCCAGAGUUGAGAAAGAUAUGUUGUCAGAUGAGGAAUUAGAAAAAUUCAGCCAUCUAUGCUUGAGACUGUUGACAGUGGAGAAAAAUGGAGAACACAUGACUGCUGAAAACUUUGUGCCUGAAAAUGGAGCUGGUGUGUACCGUCCUCCGAAAGUGAAACUAGUAUUCAAAGCUGUAAAUUUCCCUCUGGAACAUCACGUGCAGGUUCAGGACGGUGCUUGUGUGGAGAACAAAAUGUUCAUCAUCGACAAAAGCAACCACUGGGCCAAGGCAUAUGAUCUUGGUACUGGACGCUACUUGUACAUAAGUCAUAGGCAGGUUGUGAAAAACCCCUACAGAUUAUGUGCACUGCCACUGGAUCACAAAUUGGUGCUACUGGAACUCAAGGCUGCUAAUGGUAACGGAGAAAAUGGUGGCAACGGGUUCUCUUCUUCCUCCUCGAUGAACGGAAAUGGCAGUACUAGCAGUAGCUCAAAUAGCUCAGCCAGUGGUAAUGGAAACGGAAACACGCAUCCGGUGAAUCCGGCAACUGCUCAGAGGAAUCUAAGUAUCGUGAACCUGGAUUUGAAGAAGAAAGAGGCCUUUGUUCCAGAAGUUGAAGGAAUUGUAUGGGAUGUGACUACUUGCCUGAGAACUAGCUUAAUGUACAUAGUAGUGAAGCCAUGUGCUAUUUAUCGACAGGUUGAGCGUAAGAGUACUAAGUUCGACUUUUUAUUCGACGUUCCGAACUGCCAACCAGUAGCGCAGAUUGCAGUUUGUCCAGUGUCUGGUAAUAUUGCUGUCGCCAACAGCAUGGAGGGAAAGAUCUCCGUGUUUGACCAUGAUGGAAACGCCUUAUGGAGAUACCCGGAUGGAUUCAAAGUCAACUUCAAACGACUACAGUCCAUCGGAUACGACUUCCUGGGCAACCUUCUUGCAGUGGACAACUACUAUCAACAAGUGCAAAUCAUUUCCAAACGAGGUGCCAUGCUCAAGAUGCUGCACGGGCGGGGACUCAAGUUCACCAACCCAUUAUGUACAGUGCCAGUGAACCCUGACGAACUGGCCAUUCUUGCCGAAUCGGGAGAUGUGGUUGUGGUCGACAGCUACAUAAAGCUCAGCUAGAAACUGAUCAUAAAUCAAAGAACCGUCUCGCGAGGAGAUCCACUUAAGUUACCCAACCCAAACCCAAGUACCCCCAUCGAAUAUCGAACCGAAUACCUAGACAUUGCUAACUAGUCUUUUUAAUAGCGCAUUGGAAUUUAUAAUCGCUGAAUAUCAAAUGCAACCUCAAUUAGUAGUGAAAGCGUGUUAAUAUUAUGUAGCAAGCAAUUGCAGUGUGUCCAGUGUUAUUACCGAUUACUGAUUUAUAAACUCUGAUUUGAUUUUGACGUUUCUACUUUAGCCUAGAAAACUGAUGCUGAAUGUGCUUAAACUUUUUUAUUAGAAUUUAGUGAAGUAAAUUUAUGUUAUGUUCUAUGAAGGUUUCCGGCAGAUAUGACAGCAUCACUUAAGAAGACGCUCAUUUGCAUGGGGAUUUUAAGAAAAAUUUUCUAUCAAAAUUGGGCAAUUUUAUUCACAACUUAGGUUUUAAGGUUUGCGUGCCUUGUUUUUGAGAAAAAAGCGCCCAAUCUGAGAACUGCUUCAGUCUUGUUUAGUACAUGCAGUCUUCUUAAUGUUCUGUCGUCCUAUUUACCCAGCUCCUUCUAUGAAGUGUCAGCGGAAGUGAAGUAAUUCGUUUGGCGUUGAUGACUCAACAUGCUCUUAUGUCUUUUGACCGGAUCAUCUAUCAAAGUAAUUCCCUUCGGUCAUUUCUGUGCUGUUAAUGGUUUUAAUCUGAUUAUAGACUCCCAUGUUUUGUGCUUAAGAGUAAUAGCAAAGAAAUUAAUGAGAAGCUUAAAAUUAUCACUUUUGGUGACUGGUGUUUGCUGUAAAACAUUGAAAUGCAAUUGAAUUUUCUUUCCUUUCACUUCUGCAACGUUUUAAACUAGUUAGUAUUUUUGAUGCAAAUACGAUUUCAUUUAUGGGCUGAAAGAUCAAUUGGUAACCCUUUCAAAAAGUUUAUAUCAAUUCUUAUACUAUUUCGUUGGAAGCAUAAUCUGUAAGAGAUAUGAGUAUCUGUAUACCUACUCAAAAAAAAUUUUAUAAAUAAAGGGUCUUGCUAAAUUGGUCUGAUUAAUGAUCUUUAAGGUGCGUUUCAUACAUUGCAAUAAGGGCAUUUGAUUUAAUGACAAGUGCUCAAAAAACAUACCAAAUUUUGAUAAUGUUUACACUAGCGAAGUGUUGUCAUCUACAUAAUCUGUUGAAUUAGAGCUUUUGAAAUUCUAGGAUUUUUUCGCGGAUUACAAUAAAAUGUUCAACGCAGAGUGAUGUUGAGCUGUAAUCUCAAUAUUUAUAAUAUUUUGGUUUGUGAUUUUACGAAUAUUGAGUUUGGAUGUUCAUAAAAAGAUCGGACUUCGCUGGUGUUUGCGAACUGCCUCUUCGCAUCCGUGUAAAUAUAUUGAUGAAGUAUUCUGAACAGGUCAAAAAUGUCACAAUUCUAAUUUUUCGAAAACUACAUGAAUUUCAUUUCAAAUUAGUAUGCAUUCUAAACUUGUCGAAAUGGCAGGCUGUGUGCUGUUCUGAAUUUGGCAUUUUUGACCGGAAAAUAUAAUUCCGCAAUUGAUUUUUUUUGUUAACCUGUUAUUGAAUGUGAUACGACUAACUGAUUAUCGAAUAAUAUUUACUUGUACUUUUGUUCCUAAAACUAACCAUUUGGAGUUUUACAAUGCAUAACUCAAACCAACUCAAUGAGAAUUGUUUUGCUAA
This is a messenger RNA of Symsagittifera roscoffensis, 3600 nucleotides long. RefSeq lists its product as uncharacterized. The transcript is spliced from 2 exons. Gene Ontology annotation, molecular function: zinc ion binding; ubiquitin protein ligase activity. NCBI's taxonomy places the organism in Eukaryota, Metazoa, Xenacoelomorpha, Acoela, Convolutidae. Gene Ontology annotation, biological process: protein monoubiquitination. Bases 4 to 1917 code for a protein of 637 amino acids. The record is from RefSeq and is a predicted model, not a curated record.